GGACACAUUUACCUAUUUUAUGCGAGGAAGGAUCAUGGCGUUAAUCAAGAAUGCCUGGUUGGGCCCUCUAGAAAACCCCAAAUACCUCAAACCCUACGCUCUGAAGUUCAAUAUGAACGGAAUAGAAAAAACUUGGGAACUUGCCAAAACAUUCGACAGCGUGGCAGUUAUGAUCUAUAAUACUGAGAGAAAGGUGUUUGUAAUGGUACGACAGUUCCGACCGGCAGUGUUCUGUAAGAGUGAAGCAGCCAAGUCAGUACCCUGGAAUCCUGAGACCCCGCCUACUAACGAGUACUCUACAGAUCCGGGUAAAACUUGGGAGCUCUGUGCUGGGAUCAUAGAUCGGGAUGACAGUCCUGAGGAAAUAGCUGUAGCUGAAGUUUACGAGGAAACGGGGUACAAAGUUUCAAUAACAGAUCUAGUAAAGAUAAGUAAAGUUGUAAACGGUGUUGGUACUAGUGGCGCUUUCCAACACAUGUACUACACGGAGGUUGUGGAUACUGACCGUGUUUCUGAAGGUGGUGGACUGGUAGAAGAAGGAGAAAUAGUGGAAGUAGUGGAAAUACCAAGAGAUGGGAUCGAAUCUUUCGCUUUUGAUGAAACAAAACCAAAACCUCCUGGCUGUAUGUUGGCCUGCAUGUGGUGGCUUAACAACCACAGUCAUUUGAACAAGUGAUUAACAGACACUUUAGAUUUGAAAGUAGAGUUUUUCGAAGAUUAUUUAUAACAUUUUCAGUGCUAGUUAAGUUACGUUUUGUUAUCUUUUUUAAACGAUAUUUUUAGCUUCAGACUUUUUCUAAGGCCGCAUAUUUGUCGUGCCGUGACCCGUGCAAUGUGCAUGAUGUCAAAUAUGCAAAUAUGCAAAUAUUAUGCAAAUAUGCGGGACAUCCAUUGAUUUAUUUAGUGAAGUUUGAUACUUCCGUUUUAAUGUUUGUAAGGCUAAACUUUAUAUCAGAUGCUAUUACUGGACAUGAGUUAUUUGAAAGGAUUUUACAUACAAAAUAAAAUGUAUUCUUUGUGGAUUAUCUUAACUAGCAGGAACCCGUCUAACUCUAAAGUGGUGUCACUCGAUACGCCAUAUUAAGGAAUUGAGUAUAUGCCUUAACAUUAUGUUAAGGCCGUAUAGUUAUAGUUAUAGUCUGAGCACGGCCGCGGCAGUACUGUAGUAUAAAUGUAGUCAGAUUACUACAUUUAAACUAACGCGUCAUUACCAAUAGUUUAUCUGCUUGGAUUUACAGGAACCAGAAGAAAAUAUAAAGUCAGAAAUAAGAUUUUAUCACAUGUGAACAUGAUAAAUAGAUUGAUUCCGGUUAUAAUGUAACAUACUGCUUUAUAUUAAAACAUUACAAAAUUAUUGGUAGUUUGUAUAAACCGUAAAAAGAUUAUUUGAAGCUAAAAACUUGUCAAUAAAUCAUGAAAUAUUAUGAUGA
Molecule: messenger RNA, 1430 nt
Organism: Bolinopsis microptera
Lineage: Eukaryota; Metazoa; Ctenophora; Tentaculata; Lobata; Bolinopsidae
Product: uridine diphosphate glucose pyrophosphatase NUDT14-like
Exons: 5
Coding region: 20-676 (218 amino acids)
Biological process (GO): nucleoside phosphate metabolic process; ribose phosphate metabolic process
Molecular function (GO): UDP-sugar diphosphatase activity; metal ion binding
Source: RefSeq, a predicted model, not a curated record